UAUGAGAGCUUUUUUGCUCAUGUGCACAACCAGUCCUCUCCUUCUCAUGCAGUUUCAACUUUGCAUUCUUGAAACGGCUUCCUCUCUCCCUCUCCCUCUCCCUCUCUCUCAUCUUCACUUCACACACUUUAAACACCCUAUUUUAAUGGGUUCUCUCUCUUCUUCCUUUCUGCACUCCCCACAUUGUAAGAGUGAGCAAACAGAGUGGGUUUCCAGGUGUUCCUUUUCCCAUCUCUUUUCAACUCCUCGCUAAACCAUGACAAAGAAGAAGCUACUUUCAUCCCCACCAAAGCUAAACCAUCUCUCAUGGUUUUUCUGCAAGAUGUUCACCAAUUUUCUCCUGCUUUUGUGCCUUCUGGUUUAUCUCCAAUUCAAUCCUCAACACCACAACCGGUUUCCUCAUGAUCCAUCAUUCUCUUCUAGCUAUGAGAACUUCCAAGGCACCCCUAAGAUUGCUUUCCUCUUCCUUGCUCGCCACCGCCUCCCUCUUGACUUCCUAUGGGACAACUUCUUCAGAAAUGCUGAUGCUGACAAAUUCUCAGUCCAUGUUCAUUCCGAGCCUGGAUUUGUUCUGAAUGAGACAACCACAGACUCUGAGUUCUUCCAUGGUCGGCAGCUGAACAAGAGUGUUCAGGUUGUAUGGGGUGAACCAACCAUGAUCGAAGCUGAAAAGUUGUUGCUCGAGGCUGCUCUUCAUGAUCCAGCCAAUCAGAGAUUUGUUCUUCUCUCUGACAGCUGUGUCCCUUUGUACGACUUCAGCUACACUUACAGCUACAUAAUGUCCUCCCCCAAGAGCUUUGUUGACAGCUUUGUUGAUGAGUCAACAGGCCGUUAUGACCCUGAUAUGUCUGCCACAAUUCCCAGAAGUAAAUGGCGAAAAGGAUCGCAGUGGGUCACUUUGGUGAGAAAACAUGCUGAACUUGUUGUUAACGACAAUUUCGUCUAUCCCAUCUUCAAGAAAUACUGCAAGCGAUGGAAAGCUCAAAGGAACUUGCCUAAGAAAAUCCUGCAGAUUCUGGAACUGAACUUCCUAUUCCAGAAAAGGAAGCUGACAAACUGCAUACCUGACGAGCAUUAUGUGCAAACUUUGCUCACUAUGAAUGAGGUGGAAUACGAGGUCGAAAGGAGGACACUGACCUACACUUUGUGGGACAGUUCUCCAGCGAAAGACUGGAGGCAAAUGUGGCACCCUGUCACUUUCAAUCAACCUGAUGCAGCUCCUCACAAGAUCAAAGAAAUCAAGGGAAUCAACCAUGUCCAUUACGAGAGUGGACACAGGACAGAGUGGUGCAGGGUGGCUAACGUCUACUCAUCGUGCUUCUUGUUCGCCAGGAAGUUCAGCCAGGGAGCAGCCUUGCGGCUUCUGAAUGAUGGUGCGCUUGGUUUCCACGAUCCUGAAGCUGCUUUGUCUGCAUAGUUUGGGUUUUGGAUGGGAGGAUUUUUAAGUUUGUUUUUAUUUAUAUUUAUUGUUCUUCCCCAACAAAUUUCAGUAGAUUUCUUCAGAGAAUGUUUGCUUCUCCAGCAAAGUUGGUUUCUUUUGGCAGCCUUGUAAUGUAAGAGCUUAAAUUUCUAACUGAAAUAUGGAGAAUAUGCACAUAUUAUAAAUACUAGCACUUGGUCUGACCUCUUUAGAGAGUUUGAUUAUUAUGUAUUAUUUAUGUGUUGUUACCGCUUAUAAUAUGUGUUAAUAGCAAAGAUAUGCAACUAACAAGUAACAACGAUACAUAUGUUUACUAAGAAAUUGUUUAUAAUUGU
This is a messenger RNA of Linum trigynum, 1755 nucleotides long. The record is from the annotation of a GenBank genome assembly. Lineage: Eukaryota; Viridiplantae; Streptophyta; Magnoliopsida; Malpighiales; Linaceae.